CUAAAUUGUUGGCACAAAUAUUACAAAAUAAAUCUGAAAAAGCUGAUAAAGAUCAAAAAUUAUCAUUAAAGAAACACCAAUUAGAAAUUGAAGAGCCAGAAUUACCUAAAUUGAAAAAAUUUGAAGCUGUAACUGAUUUUACGUAA
Molecule: messenger RNA, 146 nt
Organism: Funneliformis mosseae
Lineage: Eukaryota; Fungi; Glomeromycota; Glomeromycetes; Glomerales; Glomeraceae
Source: the annotation of a GenBank genome assembly